AAUCAGUCAGCUCCCGUAUCAAACCCAUAAAGCCAGAGUACCCGCACUUCUUUUACCCUCUUCCCAAUCUCUCUCUCAAUCAACCACUUCAGUUCCUCCCCCAGAAACCCUAGAAAAUGUCGGGCGGGUUUUUCCGGGGUACGUCGGCCGAUCAGGACACUAGAUUCUCCAACAAACAAGCCAAGCUUAUGAAAUCGCAGAAGUUCCCCUCCGAAUUGGAACAUCUGGUGGACAUGACGAAAGUGAAGAUGGAUGUUAUGAAACCGUGGAUUGCUAAUCGGGUGACUGAACUCAUUGGAUUCGAAGACGAAGUGCUUAUCAACUUUAUUUAUGGCCUACUCGAUGGAAAGGAAAUUAAUGGAAAAGAGGUUCAGAUUCAAUUAACUGGAUUCAUGGAGAAAAAUACUGGAAAGUUUAUGAAAGAGCUUUGGACACUUCUUCUCAGUGCACAGAAGAAUGCAAGUGGUGUCCCUCAACAGUUACUUGAUGCCAAAGAAGAGGAAACUAGGACGAAGAAGGCAGAGAUGGAUCGGGUAACAAAUGAAAUUCAAAAGAAGAAAGAGAAAGAGAAAGAGGGCAGAGAAAUUGAGCAAGAGAAAUUGAGGAAGAUGGACGGUGAGCUUGACGGAUCAAGAGCUAAUGAUGCUGGUUUGGAGCAAAGUUUGAAGCAUCAUCAGCAAAAGGCUUCUGGUGUUCGUACAAUAGACGAGAAACAAACAAACGAGAGGAAUGGCUUAAGAGGAAGAAGCAGGAUGUCUAGAUCUCCUCGUUCAGCUGAUCGUUCCCCUUCAACGCCUCGAGGCACACCUUCUAGGUCAAUUAGCAAGUCCUUCUCCAAUUCUAGAAGUUAUUCAGAUGAAAGGCCCAAGUCAAGAAGUAUAUCUGGAUCUCCUCAACGUAGAAGACGCUCCAUUUCUGCUGAAAAGGCGUAUCGAUCUCCUCCUAGGCGGUCUGUUACACCUCGCAGGAGGCGUUCACCCCGGCAAUCUCUUUCCCCUUCAAUACGUAGAUCAUCUCGUUCUAGGUGGAGAUCCACAUCGCGUUCACGUCGCCGAUCCCCUUCUCCUGUACGGCGUAGGGUCCGUUCACCUUUGAGCCGUGGAUCGUGCUCCCCUAGGAGACGUAGAUCGCGGUCACCUGUGCGAUACAGGCCAAGGUCACCCUUCCGACGUAGAUCACCAUUUCCUGUGCGACGAAGAUCACCAUCUCCUUUGGGACGGGGAUCUCCUCCUCCUUUGCGGCGUAGAUCCCCGUCUCCUUUUCGGCGUAGAUCUCCGUAUCAGAUGCGGCGAAGAUCACCCUCUCCCGUACGUCGGAGAUCACCAUCUCCCAUAAGACGAAGGUACCGGAGAUCUCCAUCAAGUCCACGACGUAGGUCCCCGUCUCCAGUUUCACGCAGGUCUCCUAUCCCUGUCCGCAGGAGAUCACCUACUCCUCAAAGUAGGUCUCCUUCGCCUCAAAAAUGGAGUUCCCCAUCUCCAAUUCGUCGUAAACCCCUUUCACCUGUUAGGAGGGUAUCACCAAAGCGCCAGAGAAGGUCACCUAUGCAAUCUCCUAGAGAUAAAAUCAGGACCCACGAGAAACUCUCCCCAGUUUGUCGUGCACCCUCGAGAGAGAACGCUGGACACCCAAUUGUGUCUCGUAGAAGGCCAGAUGGCGGGGCACGUCGGCUUCCCAUUUCUGCAAGGUCACCAGAUAGAGAUCCAAGGUAUAGAAAUGAUUCACGUAAAAAGGUGCCAGCAUUGUCACCUUCACCAUACAAAUCUCCUUCUCUUUCUGAAUCUCCACCGAGGUCAAGGAGAAGUCCCAGUGAAGAUAGGAGUUCAUAUCAGAGUCCUGUGAAGCAGACAAGGGAACAGAAGAUCCAUGGUAGCAGCCCAAGUUUUACACAGAAAGUGAGAGAACAUAAACCUCAUCUUGACAGUCCGGAAAUAAGUGGAGAGGAGGAAGAAACUCCUAUUGCCAGAGAGCAUCGAGAUCAGAAGCUUAUUAAGUCUUCAGAAAAAAGAUACACACAUUCAUUAACCGCUGAUGAGCCUAAAGAUUCUCUCCAAAAAGUUUAUGACAUGGAUGAAUAUUCUCCUGAAAGAUUAGAUAGUCGUCGGUCUAGUGAGACUCGGAGCCGCCCUGAUAGUGAAUUGAGAAAGAAAGACCUGGGGAUAUUAAGUGAGAAAACUUCUGGAAGGGUGCUUAAUGCUGAAGUACCUGAUCAACAAAAGUCGCCCACAAUUUACCCUGAUGAGAAGGGACGUUCUCCUUCAAAUGAUGUGAAGUACAGCAAUUCACGUCAAAAAUCUGAAACUUUGUCAAAAUCAAUUAGAAAUGUUGGUCAGAAUGAUCAAAGUGGUUCCUUGGAUUCUGGCUCUGAGGAAAGUGACAAGCACAGAGCUGAAGUUAAUGAAAAGAGAAAGCACAGAAGGUCGGAAAGGCAAGAAGUGGCAUCAGAUGAUGAUUACAGUAGUGAUUCCCAAAUAGACGAGAGGAAGAAGGCCAAGAGAAGAAGGAAGGAAGAGAAGAGAUUAAGAAAGGAGGAGAGACGUAGGCGGCGGGAGGAGCGACGUCGCAGAAGGGAAGAACGGCGGGCAGAGAAGCUGAAAAAGAAGUCAAUUGAAACCGACAGUCCACCCUCAGAUUUUGAGAAAAAUCAUGAUGGUUAUGAGUCUUCUGAUGGUGAACGCAUUGCUAGGAGGAAGUCUCGAGCAAGUGACACUGAAGAGAGAGAGUCUGAGCAGAAAAAGCUUGAGAUUGAGCUUCGGAAAAAGGCUCUUGAAUCUCUUAGAGCGAAAAAGGGCGUUAGCCAUUAAACUUGUUACUGCUUUAGAACAUCCAGCUGUUAUUCCAUUGUUUUAAUCUUGUUGAUCAGUAUCUUUUGACAUUUAUUUGAAGAAUAUUAGUGUUUUAAAUGAGGUGGUAUUGCUGAUAGUUGUUUAAUGUAGUCUAUGUUUACUGCUGGCAGCUGAAAUGGAUAAAUGAGGAUUUCCUGAGCUAGUUUGUUGAUUGCUACUUCAUACAGACCUUGCUGCUAUAUUUGCUGAUGAGAAUAUUGUCAACUAGAUGGGUUGAGCAGACUUUGUGCAGCUCCUAGAUUUGAAGUCAAUCAGCUUAAGAGUUGUUCCGGGACUUUGUUUUCUAAAUUCUCCGUGGUGCUUUAGGCUUCAAUACAUCCCUUUUCCUGGUGUAGAUAUCAGCUGUUAAAUCAAUUCGGGUGAAGUUACAAUUGUGAUCUGGCAACGCUAUAUUGGUUUUUAUUCUCCCCCCUAAAAAAAGGAAAGAGAAAUGUUAUAUUGGUUACUGGCUCCGGAGUAGUUUUAGUCCCUCUAGAAGCAUUCUCUUUUUGACAAGUUACCUUGACUGCUUGAGGAAUUUUUGUUUACAGCAAGCUGGUAAAGGUCUGUAUUACGUACUCCUGUACCAAAUCUCGGGCUUGAAGCUCACCCUAAACCCACUUCCCACUAUAAAUGUAAUUCGCUCACGCCUUUCUGAUGCGAUAUUUCUUUCUUUUUACUGGUCUCGAGUUAAUAAAUGACACUUCUUCAAAUUCAUCCCAUAGGUACCUUUUAGCCAUUGCAAUACCCAUUUCCCUAACUUGGCCCAUACUUUUCCUCCGUCAACUCUAUAUAAAGAUCAUGCAACCAUUAGAUUGAACCACCCAAAAUUUCUUUGCCCAAACCAUCUUGUCUGUUAUUGGAGUGUAAACCGCAUCUCAGUUUACCAGGUAGUAUUUGAAUUUUUGCCCAGGUGCCCCAUUGAAAAUCCUCCAGAUGUUAUCCAACCUUUUUGGAAGGGACUUCGGAAUGUUGAAGAUAGAAAUAAAAUAUGGCCAAAGGCUUGAAAAGAUGGCCUUUUCCAAUUUUAAACAAACACUGCUGCUGUUUCCUUGCUGGCCGUUUCCUCUUGAAGCUUUCAUCACUGAGAAGAAGUCAGAAGAAAGCGCCUUGGAAAGACAAAGCAGGAUGCCCGAAAAGCAAAGGGUAGCAAAGCAAUAUGCCUGGAAAGCAAAGGGUAGCCGUAGUAUUAGCAGGGUAAGUUCCGUAAUGGAUGGGUGCUCUCUUCAUCUGAAGUCUUUGUCCAUGGGUCAGCCCUGUUUCCGGCAGAAACUCAUAUCCAUUUGCCCCUUAUGGGGACUUGAACCACAUUAGGAGGUAGAGGAGGUUGUGGAGAUACGACUAGGCAACAACCUUGGUGCACAAGAGAAAAUGGAGGGAAUAAAUAUUUUAUCUUGGAUGAGAUCUUCCGGAGCAGUCUUAAGACCCCUGGAUUGGAUAACGUGGAGUUCAGUAUUUUUCCUCAGGAUAUCUACCUGGCGACAAGUUAUAAUGAUCAAAGGUUUUGUAACGUACUUCUUUUUUAAUUGUUACAAUAAGAUGGAGGAGUAUGAAUAAGUCUACAAGUUCUUUACAAUUUAGGGCUCCCAUGAACACGGAUAAUCAUGUCUCUUGCUUAGAGGUUAAACUAGUGUGUAAGAUUUUAUUUUUCUUCAAGAUCGGUAAACAGGCUUUAUAUAUAUAUAUAUAUAUAUAUAUAUAUAUAUAUAUAUAUAUAUAUUUAUUUAUUUAUUUCCCUUUAGUUGAGGACUGAUCUCUGCAUCCCAGUGCUGAUUAAGUAUAGAGAUUGUUGAGCCGGUGAUUGUUUUGGUUUGAUAAUGUGCUUGAACAGGGGUCUUCCCAUGUUUUUUGUGCUUGUCAUGUUUCUCUUGAGUGUGCUUGUCUGGUUUGUGGCCUAUUAAGUCAGCAAUGAUUGGUUAUUUCAAGAGCAUGCCUUUGGGGGCUUUCGCCCUUGUGUAACUUUUUUCGAUUCUUAAAUUGGAGAUUUUUGAAGUGAGCACGAGUUAAAUUAAAAGUGACACCUUGAAAUGGUAUUACAGUUAAAUGUUUCUCUUGACUAUGCAUGCAUAUGGUAGGAAUAAUUCUCAUGGAGAGAGAAAUGGAAGAAAAGAUAAAUGAUGAUCCUUCUUUGUAAGGGGGAUGGAUAUUCUGUUACAAUGGUCACUGAGCUAGUUCUAAGGUAGAGUAAGGAUGAUCAGAUUAGUAUUUGACCUCUAAAUUGUGAAUUGAUCUGAUAUUAGUUUUUGGAAUCGGAAGUGAAUCAGUAUGCAUGGAUGGUAUGAACGGACUAAACAAAAGAACAACAGACCAGAAAGUACCGGAUUAAAGUACCGGAUUCUCUUUCGAAGAGGCCCAGAAAGAAGGCUAGAAUGUCUUUGGAUAGUUGGAUUCUACAAGCAAUUUGGUUCAGUCGGUGUGUGUUUGCUUUAUCUUUGUUUUACCAUUCAAAAUUUUUUCGGGCACAAAUGCAUUUUUGUACUCCACCGGAAAAAUGAAAAAGGAAUUAACACAUAACUUGAGAGUUGGUUUCUCUUUGUGGUUUAAGAAAACAAACGCACAAAUGGGGUAAAAUAUUGUUUAAACAUUUAUUGGAUGACGAAUCUCCUGUUUUUGCUUCACCUUACAUUAUUGUAUUUGUACCUCACAUAAAACUUGACGCACGGGUCAGAUAUUUUACGAUUUUAAAAAGCUUAGGUUAUUUAGCGGUGGUGUCAACACCAAUUUUAUAUGUCGAAGAUCUUUCUUAUCCGGAUUUGAUGUAAGAUAAAAAUUGAUAACAUUUUCUCUUAUCUAACUCACAAUGUAUGAACCUGUCUACUUGUCCACCCUAAUGGUGGGAGAUCCGAACACUUUCAUGUGGAUGUUAGAGUGACACCAAAUAAAAAAUUAAACCCACUCUGAUACCAUCUGCUAUGGGCCCGGAUAAACCAAAAGCUUUAGGCCGUGACACAUCGCAGCGUGUGGGUUUUUUCAUCGGUGGGCCAAGUGUGUUUUUUAUUUAUUUUUGAUCAGUACAUUGAGAAUGACAUUUUAUGGUGGAUUGGCGCACUUAAUAUGCUUCGAAAUUGUCUGGUGUCCAAUUUCCUUCUAUGGAUAAAAUUUGCUUACAUGGCUGAAUCCCAUUGGACAUUCCUCACAUCUCUCCAUCCAGAUAACAUUCAAACAACACAAACCCUUCUGCUCAUCCAAUUCACACACACACACACACACACACACACACACUCUCCAACUAGUGUUUUUGAUCCAAUCUAUGAGUUGGGCACUUGAAUGGACACAUUAAUUCAUUACAUAUGUAUAUCAUUUUGACAAUACUACUAUAAAUUUUUUUUUUU
This is a messenger RNA of Cornus florida, 6157 nucleotides long. RefSeq lists its product as uncharacterized. Gene Ontology annotation, biological process: regulation of mRNA splicing, via spliceosome; mRNA processing. Lineage: Eukaryota; Viridiplantae; Streptophyta; Magnoliopsida; Cornales; Cornaceae. Gene Ontology annotation, cellular component: spliceosomal complex. Gene Ontology annotation, molecular function: RNA binding. The transcript is spliced from 17 exons. The record is from RefSeq and is a predicted model, not a curated record. Bases 117 to 2804 code for a protein of 895 amino acids.